AUGGUGUACCCAGCAGAAUCAAGAAAUUCAUCUACAAAGUUAGAUUCCACCACCUGGAACUUACCAGGUCAAUUGAAAUUACACAUACAUCACUUAAAUGAUCCCUCAAUCGCGCCAAAACAGCUCUUAAGCAGGCUGCAUCAGUUGUUUAAUAGCAUAAUCGAUCAAGGUCGCACAUACCCAAUUGAACAGCCUAUGACUCAAGAACAAUUUACUUCCUACUUUUUCACUGCUGACCUUUUCAUCGGGUUACUUACCGAUAAGCCGAUCAACCAAAUAAGCGAUAAUGAAUGGGAUCAUGUUUUAGGUGGAUGCUACUACGUCAAACCAAACUAUGUCGGUAGAUCUAAUCAUAUAUGCAAUGCCGGUUUCAUUGUCAAUCUUCACAAAAGAGGUCUUGGAUUAGGAUCUACACUAGGAAAAAGCUACUUACACUACGGUCCUAAAUUGGGAUACAAAGGCUCCAUAUUCAACCUUGUUUAUCAAUCAAAUGUCGCUAGCUCACGCAUUUGGGAUGGUCUUGGUUUUACAAGGGCAGGUCUCGUUCCAAAGGCGGGUAGACUCCUCGAUACUCAAGGUAAUGAAUACUACGACGACGCAAUCAUCUAUUAUAAGGACUUCGAAUCUUCAUAA
Messenger RNA from Wallemia ichthyophaga EXF-994, 633 nucleotides. RefSeq names its product L-azetidine-2-carboxylic acid acetyltransferase. NCBI's taxonomy places the organism in Eukaryota, Fungi, Basidiomycota, Wallemiomycetes, Wallemiales, Wallemiaceae. Gene Ontology annotation, molecular function: acyltransferase activity, transferring groups other than amino-acyl groups. The transcript is spliced from 3 exons. The record is from RefSeq and is a predicted model, not a curated record. The coding region runs from base 1 to 633 and encodes 210 amino acids.